AUGCCACGGAAACAUAAUCAGCGCCCGCUUUCUUUAAAUAUGCACGUGCCGGAGCACAUAUCAGUUACUGGUCAACCGUUAAGUAUUAGCAGAGCUUUGGAGCAGGGGAUUACGGACCACGAACGUGCAGUUCAACUGAUGAACGUACCAGAUCGUAUCGUAUUGACUGGCGGGAAUAGCUACAAAGGCUUUACUUCUCAGCCGACUGAUUUGAUGGAAAAUCAGUCAUUAUCUUCCAGCGAGAGCUGUUUGUUGAAUGUACCGCCUUCAAUAACGCUCCACGAUAUUCCAGCUCCUGAUUUAGGCGACGAAGCCAAUAUGCCUGACGAAUCGGCGCGAUGUGAUAGCUCUAUGGCCAUCGAUGAAAAUCCUAUAAGAGAACUUAAGAUAAUGCGACGACAAAUUGGAGGUCUUUCAUCCAGACUUUAUCAGUUGGAAGACGAACUCCACAAAUAUCGAUCCAAAGAAAAGCUCCUUCUCACUACAAUUUUUGGUAUCGCCACUGCAUUUCUUCUUGCUCUAUUUAAGAAAUAG
Molecule: messenger RNA, 534 nt
Organism: Cooperia oncophora
Lineage: Eukaryota; Metazoa; Nematoda; Chromadorea; Rhabditida; Trichostrongylidae
Source: the annotation of a GenBank genome assembly